CGCCCGCCUUGCAAGGUUGUCUCUGAACCGGGGCUUCUCUUGGCGGCAGCCUUGAGGCGCUCUGGCUUGGAAAGGCGGAGUAUUAGGGGAAGGAAAGGUGCGGGGGCUCAGCCUGUUAAGUCUCCGCAGGACUCCUACUGUGGAAUACACGCGUCGUUCUUCUGUAAACGCCCCGUUUCGUUCCUUUGGUACCGAAGACAGACCAACAGAUAGGCCUAUACCACCUCGUGAUGAAGUAUUUGAAUACAUUAUAUUCCGUGGCAGUGACAUUAAGGAUUUAACUGUUUGUGAGCCACCCAAACCACAGUGUUCUCUGCCGCAGGACCCUGCCAUUGUUCAGUCCUCUCUAGGAUCAACUUCUACUUCUUCAUUCCAGUCUGUGGGCAACUAUGGUCCCUUUGGCAGAAUGCCAGCCUACAGCCAGUUUAGUCCAAGUCCAUUAGUGGGCCAGCAGUUUGGUGCUGUUGCUGUUGCUUGCCUAGGGAGCACUGGUCCAGCGGGUGGAGACGUGGGAAGAUUACCAGGAAGCUCACUGACCUCUUUUGGAACAGAAACAUCAGCCAACGCUGGUUUGUCACAGAGCAAUGCUGUCGGCUCCACUUUUGCAACGGAUGCAAGAUCGCUAAAAACACAGCUCUCCCAAGGUCGCUCAAGUUCUCCGUUAGACCAUUUGAGAAAGAGCCCGACCCUGGAACAGGCCGUGCAGACGGCAUCAACCCACUCAUCUGCAUCAGCACCGAUUGGGAGGAGGAGUCCCGUUGCAGCCAGGCCCGUGGGGCCUGCAAACCCAAAGUCCAUAGAAAAUCAGGAGCACAGGAGAGCUGAAGCACACAAGGUUUCAAGAUGUGAAGCAGAGCAUCUCAGAAACGAAAACAAACGUCAAAUGGUUGCAGGUGCGCCUUUGGUACGAAGGGGCCGUGGAGGUCACCGGGGAGGCAGAGGAAGAUUUGGUAUUCGACGGGAUGUUCCAAUGAAGUUUGAGAAAGACUUCGACUUUGAAAGUGCAAAUGCUCAAUUCAAUAAAGAAGAAAUAGAUCGCGAAUUUCAUAAUAAGCUGAAGCUGAAAGAAGAUAAACCAGAGAAGCCUGUAAAUGGAGAGGACAAAGGUGAUUCAGGUGUUGAUACCCAAAACAGUGAAGGCAACGCAGAUGAGGAUGACCCCCUUGGACCGAACUGUUACUAUGACAAAACCAAGUCCUUCUUCGACAACAUUUCCUGUGAUGACAACAGAGACCGACGACCAACCUGGGCAGAGGAGAGAAGACUCAAUGCAGAGACGUUUGGCAUCCCCCUGCGCCCAAACCGUGGCAGGGGAGGCUUCAGAGGCAGGGGGGGAGGUGGAGGAGUCAGCAACUUCCGAGGUGGUCGAGGGCGUGGAGGCACAAGAGGAAGUUUUGCUGCCCCUCGAGGAUUUCGUGGCGGAUUCCGAGGCGGACGUGGUGGGAGGGAGUUUGCGGACUUCGAGUACAGGAAAGACAACAAAGUGGCUGCAUAGGCUGCAAAGACAUUCAAAGCAGGUGGACUUGGAGAUCUUCAUCGUACAGAGAAUGUGUUGGUCUUCACAAAGAAUUGCGUUAAUUUGCUGUAAAACUUGUCACCAGCACUGGGGUUUCCUUUUAAUUUCAAAGGGGUAUGGAGCAGUAACCUUUUUGAAAAACAAAUGGCCAUCUUCAGAAACAAUGAGCAUUAAAUAUAUUUGAGAUAGAAGACUUAAGUAAUUUCUUACAAAUAGUUAAAAUAUAAAGCAGUACUUCAAUGGAAUUUUAAGUAUUUUUUUCAUCACGGAAAGGAUUUUUCUUAACUGAAAGUGUAUUUGAUAAUUGCUGCAGGCUGCAAAGACAAUUGUAUGCAGGAGGCCGUCAGUACUGUGAGUGUGUUGAUCCAGUAAGAGGUUGUUUUUGGAAAUCUCCCUUUUGAGAUAGCUGUACUUUUUGUCAGAUUGGGUGCUGAGCAGUAGAAGACUUGAUUUGUCAGUCAGAAAAAAAUGUAAACACAGUACAUCCUGUUUCUUGGGCAACAGAAAACUUUUUAUAGUUGUAAAAUUCCAUGAUUAUCCCAUUGCCAAAGAAACACCAGGGACUUUGUAUAGAUGUAUAAAAAGCAACUAAUUUUUUAAGAAUAAACAUUUUUAGGUCUACAAACCUGCUGUGUUGAAUGCUAAACAAACACACAAGUUAGUUGGUUGGGUUUUCUUUUCCUUUGUAGCUUUCCAGCUUUAAACUUGUUUGAUUUUUAUAUUUUGACAAUAAGCAAACGUUUGAAAUGUUCUUCCAUUAUACAAAGUGAUCCAAUUAUUCUCUUGUGAGAAAUUCAUUUUGUAGGUUUUGGCAUAUUGUAGAAUUUGUCCUGAUUAAGGGGAUUUUUCAAGUAAAAACAAACCUUGACACUUCAUGGCACAAUUUACAGUGCAUCUUAGGGGUAACUCAUAAAGUGAAAAGGAGCCAGGCACAUGAGUCUUUUUGUUCCCUUUGAUGUGCUCAGAAGUUAAAAAAAAGUCUCCAUGUUUCAAUUCCUAAAAUGUUGACUUUGUUUUAAUAUUGUUGACAUAAUUCAAUUAAAAGUGAUUUCUUAGUGUUUGCAGUUGCUUAACUUUUGAUGGACUGUGGCUUGGAGACAUCGACUGCUCAUUCUUAAACCAAUAUCCCAACAGUGAUUUGGUAUGGAGUAAACUUUGUCCAUCUUGAGUUGCUAGUUACAACUUCUUUUGAUAUUAAGUUAUAAUUAGAAACAAUAGUCUGCUAAUUUGUAUUUUGUAUGUGUAUAUGAAAGCCACAGGAAUAAAGGGAUCCAAAGAUUAAAACAUUUUUAUCUAAUUUGCUGAUCUUUUUUUUCCUCGUUCAUGUUCAGUAGCGAUAAAAUGCGGAUAACUGCACUGUUAGAAAAUGGGAAUAUUUAAGUGAUAGAACCAUAAUUUUAUAUCUUUUGUAUAGCACUAUAAGGAAGUAUUUUGUAAUUGGUUUCCUUAUGAGGUCAAGUAUUUGGCAGCCGUAGAAGUAAGAUACUCUUGUUUAGUACUAUUUUGCAUGUUAACAACAAGGCCUUUUGGGGAUCCAGAAAUCAUGAUACUGAACAGUUUUGAGGGGAUUUUUUAAGACAAAGGGCAAGUGUUGUGCCGUUGCAAUAACUGUGUAUCCUGUAUGAGAUGACCCAAGUUUAUUUAAACCAGAUGAAUUGUAAAUACCCAUGCAACAUGCUGCGAAGGUAUGAAUUGGUUCCAAUUUACCCACCAGUCCUUUGGGUGUUGUACUUGUUGGGGUGUGUUGUGCCCCAGUAAACAGCAGUGUGACAUACCUCCAGUGCUACAGAAAAGCAGGGCGUUUAUUUUAAGCCAGAAUAAAACCAUUCAAUUAAAA
Varanus komodoensis (Komodo dragon) is the source of this 3353-nucleotide messenger RNA. It is a transcript of the gene LSM14A, whose product is annotated as LSM14A mRNA processing body assembly factor. The record is from RefSeq and is a predicted model, not a curated record. Gene Ontology annotation, molecular function: mRNA binding. Gene Ontology annotation, biological process: cytoplasmic stress granule assembly; P-body assembly. Gene Ontology annotation, cellular component: P-body. Lineage: Eukaryota; Metazoa; Chordata; Lepidosauria; Squamata; Varanidae. The transcript has 11 exons. Bases 407 to 1495 code for a protein of 362 amino acids.